Molecule: messenger RNA, 7303 nt
Organism: Anarrhichthys ocellatus (wolf-eel)
Lineage: Eukaryota; Metazoa; Chordata; Actinopteri; Perciformes; Anarhichadidae
Gene: coq4
Product: coenzyme Q4 homolog (S. cerevisiae)
Exons: 7
Coding region: 4544-5410 (288 amino acids)
Biological process (GO): ubiquinone biosynthetic process
Cellular component (GO): mitochondrial inner membrane; mitochondrion
Source: RefSeq, a predicted model, not a curated record
ACGGCUGUAGGUGGUCUGAGGAUCUCCGGUCUACCUGGUGAGCUGCUUGAAGCAGUGUACACAGAAGCGGUGGCCGCACUGAGCCUGGACGGGCUUCCUCAGGACCUGGAGACACUGCUGACAUUUGUACUUAUUCUCCAUGGGCACCGACAGCACACUGAGGGGGAUCCCUGGUAAAGAGUUGGCGCAGUCCAACGAGAUCCGGGCCAUUCUUCUCCAUCAAUCUGGUCCUAUAUCCUGUUGAAUGAAUACCACACAUAACUGUUAAACACCUGGGCAAUCACAAUGUUUUGUGUUUUCUCUGACAUACAGAGUUACGGACAAGUUACCCUUUAAUUACUUGCGGUACAUAUCUGGAAUUACCAGUAUGUCAGAGUUACACCUAUGGGAAGGGUCACAUGGGGAAUUCAGUAGUUGUACUGAAAGCGCAAUGUGGGCAGCACCCCAAUGGUACAAUGAGAGUGUAAGGCUGAUUCAUCAUUGUGAAACCGUGUACAUGUCGAAGCCAAAUGACAUUUGCAUGUUGUAAUUAAUGGAAAGCGCAUAAGAAAAUAUAUGCAAAGAACACAUAGUUUUGUAUAAAAUUCAAAAAAAUAAGUUAAAAUCGUUGAGGCUACAGUGGAAAUUGUCUGCAACUAACAUUUUGCACUCCAUGGUCUGAAGGCUUGCCCUUUCCAGAGUGCAUUCCGUAUCCAUGAUGCAGAUAUGAGAUGCGUGCAAAAUCAUUCGAGUUGUUGAGAUACAGAUCGUUCUGAAAACAUCCUGUUGACAGAUUUGCUUGAUGAGUUGCUCGAGAAUGUAGAGCAGUGGUUUUCGUAGAGACAAAACACUGACAGCAACAGAGAUUUACCAAAAUAAGACAUUGUCACUUAAUAGUUCAGCAUUACACAACACAGCUAGGAGAUGCUGGUCACAGCGCCACCACGCGUUCAAUCUGUUGAUGUCUCGUUACGACAUCGAUUUCAAUGCUUCCAAUCUGUUGCUAGAGGACAGUUGUGUUCAGCUAUGAGUCAUGAACGCUACUUGAUACAUUUUUGCAAACACUUUUUGGUUUGAAACAUGUGCACCAUUUACUACACAAAAGAUAAGAUUUCAUCACAGAGUUUUAACACAAGGCUUAUAAUUGUGCCUGUGCAGCCAUUUAGUAGUUACUAUAUGCUCUGCCCACAAUAUAUGCAGCACAACAUAAUGCAUGUGGUCCCAAUAAUAACCUUUACUUGUAUGAUAUCUGUGCUUUACGUGAAGUAAAAUCUUAAAUGUUUAUGAUUGGAAUAUUCUUUCCUUUGGCACUACCAACAACUACACUUUUCUUAAGUGUUCAACUGAUGUGAAGUCUCAAGAGUCUGCAAGUUUUCCUACCAAUGAAACAACGUGUUGCCUUAGUAAUGUUAAGUGCUUCGAGGAACUGUUGCAUCAAGUCUUUUAUGGUACCAAAGUAUGACCUUUACUGGCAGAAAGUGGUUCUGGUUCAAAUGUCUACUCUGUUGUCUGUUGCACUAUGGACGACCACAGUAAUCAGCAUUGAGCAAGGCUAAACAUUGGAGGAGCAACCGGACUUUCCAGCUCUUUGUCACACUCUGUCACAAAGGUAUGAGCUGCUACGGGGGUUGAAGUGCGCUUGGCUAGUGAUGCAUUAUAAGCCUUAUCAACUGUAAGAACAAUAGAACAAUGAAAUGAUCAUCAGCUUCCUACUCAAAAACAAUGAGAGUAUUGUUAAUCAGAUUUAGCUGGAAGUACCGCUGAGGCAAUUUCCUGCAGUGCUCUAUGAAUGUUUAAUCUGUUCGUAGUAUAGCAUUCUUCAUUAAAAAAUAAAGGGCAAGGAAAUAAGUGCGGUGUCGUUUCCACAUAAACCAGAAGAUGUCACCAUAUAUUGACAUUUCCCAACACACCCACAGUUGUGCGUUUUUUGCCUGUCACAGUGACUAAUGGAUGAAGUACUACACACAGAUGCAGACAUGCAUGCAAAGCACAGUGUGCUGCACAACAUAUAGUCAUACUCUUCAAAGAAUAUGAGCAGACUGCAGCUUUGCAUGCCACAACAUGAAAAUACAACCUUUGAAAUAUUAUUGGUUGGCUUUAAGGUUGCAUGAUGAUAUGUAGUUGAUCUGGUUUGAACUCUACCGUACAAAGCCAGAUAGCUUUGAGCAGUGUUGUCUUGCCCUGAUCAUUUGCUUCAGUCGUCGCAUGUUUUAACAGAACAAUUCAGUCACCCUGAAAUUUAACUUCUGUGAGAGUCAAAAUGCCACAAAUGUUUGUACAAAAUUAUACAACAGGAAGUUUUCCUGUUCAUAUUUCUAUAUUUGCUAAAAUGUCCAAACAACAUAGCAUUGUUUGGUUACAAACGACACUAUUUAUCCUGGGGAAACUUUAAUUCAAGCCCUUUCCCAGACACAGGACAUUUCCUAAAAAGUAUGUGAAAGGAAGUGAGAUUAUAAGUGUCUCUGGGAUCAAAACUACACAGCUAUGCAGAUGACAUACAAUUAUACUUUUCUAUUGAGCCAUCUAAACCAGAUGACCUAUUGUCUCUGACUUAAAGACAAAACAGAGAUACUGCUGCUAGGACCUAAAUGCAAGAAAGACAUGUUUCAACCAAGUUAAUGUGAGUUUAUAUGUCAACAUAGAAAAUAAUACUUUAAACUUAAGUCCCUUCCAUUACAUGGUGAAAAAGCAAUAUUGGUUAUGUUACAGUGGAUGUUGAUUUGUAAGCAUUCAUUCGUCUUCUUCCACCCAAUAGAUUACUUCUCAGAAAAACACUGAUGCUGCUUAUCACUGGAAAGCCACAGGCGUUUUACUGGCAUCAUUCUCUGAAUGCAUAUCAGAUCACCACAGCCAAUACAAGAUAUGUGUCAAUAUUGCAACAUGUAGCAGUAAAACUGUUUUGUAAUUCGCAAGUUUCAUGAGUUCAAACAUGUCCAAAUGGAACAGAAAGCUAAAAUGAUUGUGUAACUCAAAGUGAGCAAUGAUUCAAACCUUAUUAAGGGCAUGAAUAAACCCAAGCUCUUCUUUAGUUUAUGUAUCCAUUAAAACUUUAAGAUAAUACCAAAUACAAACCAAAGUGAAAUCAAUAAUUAAAUCAAGCCUGUAGAAACCCUAAAAUCAAGCAUGAGACUAACAGAAAGACCAGACUCUUUGUACACUGUGGCUGAAAAAGACAGACACGAGAAGUGAAGUAACAUGACAAGCAAACUAUGAACACUGGACUCUAUCUGGCCUUUAAGUUACACUUGCUGAAAGAAAUAACACCAAUAGCUGCAUUCUCUAUCAAAACAACGCCUUCAGUCUCAACAACCAUUACUUUUUGUGUCACAAACAACUGCUCCUCGUUGUUUUUUUUUACAGCUAGCAGCAGCUAUGUGAAGCCUGAACAAACAGCCUCUACUCUGCCUGUCUCCCUGAGAGCUCGCCCUUCCCUGUUCGCCAUGUUCUUGCAGAAACUGUGAAUCUGUAAAACCUCUUCGCGACACUGCACAGAAAACGAAGUUGAAUAUCUACUCACCAAGUUAAGAAAAUCUCCCCUUUAAGGUGGUAAUCGCACACAGCCCAACCUUGUAUUUGUAGCUCAGUUACACCCACAACCACGUGACAGUCACUAGGGACUAUAUAAAUUACGCACACCAUGUCACCAUCACACAUGAUCUCGUGAGUAGUUACAUUUGGACUUAACGCUUUAUGUGUAACGUUGCUGCCUUUUGCAUUCGUGUCUUUGGCUAAAACCAACAAUGAUGUAGCUAAACGCUAACUUACACUUCACUUAUUGGUUCUUAUGAGUGACGUUAGCUAAGUUACACAACUUUAGCUAGCUAGCCUAGUUAGGUGUUUGAGCAGCCUACUACCAUAGGUUUUAGCGAAUUAUCUACUCAAAGGAGUAGAUAAUUAUUAUAAUUAAUAAUCUCAGAAACACAGGUUUAUCUCGCUACCCUCGGCUUCUUCACCUCGUCUCUGCCGUCAGACAGAAAACGAAACUAAUGUUUUGUCCGCUAUCGCAUUUAGAAGGACAGCUCACCCUUUAGCGGUGUUUACAUUGCUACGUGCGCUUGCUUUUCAUACAUGACAGCUGGCGGAGACCUCUGCAUCAGUGCAUUCUGACACCGCCCCUUCACCAGGGCUGCCCCGGAGUUUAAAGUCAGUGCGGUACCAGAUGACGCAUGCGCAUUAGCGUCCAAAAUGUUGCAGCCCGUACUAGGUCGCUUAAAUCGGCUACACUACAUUUUGAUCUCCAAAGGUAUGAGUUUCUACAGCUAGCCAAGCGUUUCUACGUUAUAUAGAAGCGAAAAGCUACCACUACUUUUUAACUAUAUCUUGGAAACUAGAUGUAAGUUAACUGUUUUAACAUAGAAAUCCAUGAAUGUCGAGUUGGUUAAAUCAUUUACCAGAGUAGACAAACACGAGGCUACACACACAAUUUAGUAUGAAGGGCUACGAUUGUAGUCACUUUGCUUGUCUUGUAACUAUUAAUGUUAACUGAGAAUAAAAAAAAAAUAAAAAAUGCAUUCACACUUAGGUUAGAUUUCCCCCCAAACAAUAAACACUCUUAAUCUGAAACAUGAGCACAGUCUUGAUCACAGGAUAUGUGAUAUCAAUAUCAACUAGUGCAUUAUACCUUUGUCUUUUCCCAGUGUGUGUCCACCAGGUGCACAGUAGCAUCAGUGUGUGUGCAGACAGCCGCUAUGAUGGGCUGUAUCCUGGACAUAUCCACACCACCCCCUUCCAGAAAGCCAUGCUGGCCGUUGGGUCAGGUGUGGCUGCACUACAAGACCCCUACAGACAUGACAUGGUUGCAGUGCUCGGGGAGACGACGGGACGCCUGGCGUUGAUGAAUAUCAGGGACAAGAUGAGAAACGACCCCGAAGGCUACACAAUCCUUACAGAAAGGCCCAGGAUCCGGCUGUCUACACUUGAUCUGAAAGAGAUGGCCUCACUGCCUGACGGCUCUUUUGGAAGAGAGUACCUUCGUUUUCUAGAGGAAAAUCUUGUGACCCCCGACUCGAGGGCGGACGUGAAGUUUGUGGACGACGAGGAGCUGGCUUACGUCAUGCAGAGAUACAGAGAGGUCCAUGACCUGCUGCACACUUUACUGGGCAUGCCCACCAACAUGCUGGGUGAAGUGGCAGUGAAAUGGUUUGAAGCUGCUCAGACUGGGCUUCCCAUGUGUGCUCUUGGAGCUGUGUUGGGGCCUCUGCGGCUGAACGCGAGACGUUUACAGUCGCUGUUCACAUCCUUGGGUCCUUGGGCUCUGCAGAACGGCCAUCGGUCCCGCUGCGUCCUCAGCAUCUUCUUCGAGAGACGAUGGGCGCAAAGCAUCGAAGACCUCCGAAAAGAGCUCAACAUAGAGCCACCUCCCGUCAUCCUCACUGCUACCAACCGUAGAAACAUCCGAGGAACGAGGAAAUUUUACAAUUUCCAAACUUAGCACCUGAAUCUGUCCGCAGUCCUGGAGAAACAGUUCCUGAUCUGAGAAAGCAUCGUCAUCAUGAGCCCAGCGGGAGCAGCACAUUGUUGAUGUUUGGGGGUGAAGGGUUAAUUUGACAUUACUGCCCUCCAGUGGGUUUCUGCCAAACUUCUGGGAAGUAGCAGAGGCGUUCAGAUCUGCUCUGCUUCACGUUAUGACAUUGAUUUCCAAAUUGUCUCUGUCGGACUUUGGACUUACAAAAGAAUACUGGUUUUGUGGAUUUUUAAUUUCAAAGUUUAAAACAGUUGUUUUUUCCAAUGACGCUUCUAAUGGAAAGAAGAAACAGUAACUGUCUUAUAAAGGUUUCCCAGUGGUGGAAUGGAACUAGGUGCAUGUACUCACUGUACUUCAGGAAAAAGCAUGUCCAUUUUACUUUAUGCUUCUACUGUUUACUUACAGAGGGAAAUAUUGUACUUUUACUCCAUUACAAUUAUUUAACAGCUUUAGUUACUUUAUAAUAAAGAUGUUUGUACAAAAAAAAAACAUAAGAAAAUGUACACGUAUGAAACGAUGAUUGUCACACUAUCAUUAAGUGCAACAAUUUAACGCAAACAUGCCAAACAUGUAAUUAUUCUAGUUUCUAAAAAGUGAAGAUUUGCUUCUUUUCUGUUUAAUUAUUUCUAUUUAUUUUUUAAAUGAAUUUGAGGUUUGGACAGCACGGUGACGAUGUCAUUUUGGGUCUGGAUAAUUGUGACGCAAUUUCUCACUUAUUAAUGAAAUUUUACAACCCAAACGAUCGAUCGGUAAUAUGUUCAGUAGAUAAAUCUAAAAUAAUCAUUAGUUGCAGCCUGUCAUGGCUUUCAGUCUUGUAGCUCAAUAGAGGGACUGACUUGAUUCCAACGCGCUUCAGUAAUAUCCAACAUGCUGUAUAUAAGCAAUGCAUCACUUACUUGGUGAGUUGGUUGAUUGAAGAUAGUUCGGUGCAUGCAUCAAAGUAUUGAAAACGUAGGCCUUAGUUCAACAUGAAAACAUCUAGCUAAAUAAACAUGAUCCUUUCUUGUCAUACAGCUCGAUACGAGCGGUAGACACCUCACGACACACCUGUAGUGUUUGAUGGACGCGCAGUGAUUGCGUCAUUUGAAACUCAAACUGCGACGCCUUGUAGUUAUUUAAUAAAACAAACAAAAAUGGCUCCUACACAGCCUUAUAUAAAGUAGUUAAAAAUGAGCCCCACCUCAACGUACUACAACAGUAAAACGCUGCUUACACAUUAAUGCAUGAUAAUAAUCUAAUGACAUCAUAUAGAAUAGUAACGGUCACAUGGUGGCCAUUUUGUGCUACUAUAAUACUUUUAGUACAUUUUCCUGAUUCAACUUACUUUAACUUAAGAAACAUUUUCAUUGCAGGACUUUCAGUGUGUUCUCAGAUCCUAUACACUACUGAGUUUAACACAACACGAUGUUAAGUGUUUUUGAGUUCUGUUAACAUAUAUUAUCUUAUCUAAUGUAUUACUUAUUGUACUUAGUUGUAGUAUGUUCUCAAAUGCUAACAAAACAUAACCCCGCUGAGGCAUGAAAGGACAAACAGGGAUUUUCAGCUCUGAUCAUAUACUAAUGCAACAGAAAUUACAAAAUCAUACCUUGUUUAAGUCUAUUUAUGAAAAGUCUACUGCAGAGUCAGAAAUUAUAACAGCCAAAUUGUAAUAAUUGGUUAACUGAGCAUAUAACAUUCAUACAACAUGAUCUCAAGUAUUUCUGGAGUGAGUUUCUUUGUCACACAACAUUCCUGGAUCAACCAGUGUUAUUAAUAUUUUCCAUAGAGAGUCUUCUUCACAGAUCAAACUGAUGCUAUUAAAAAGAUUUUAAAAAUACAACCAUCGUCAGUCAAACAAAAUGUUGUUACAGCACCGCUGUA